Anopheles merus is the source of this 548-nucleotide messenger RNA. It is a transcript of the gene IFT20, whose product is annotated as intraflagellar transport protein 20 homolog. Bases 86 to 481 code for a protein of 131 amino acids. Gene Ontology annotation, biological process: intraciliary transport; protein localization to cilium; centrosome localization. The record is from RefSeq and is a predicted model, not a curated record. The transcript has 3 exons. Lineage: Eukaryota; Metazoa; Arthropoda; Insecta; Diptera; Culicidae. Gene Ontology annotation, cellular component: intraciliary transport particle B; Golgi apparatus; cilium.
CUAAACAAACAGCUAUGCUUCGGUCGAUGCUUUGGCGUGGCGUACAUUUUGUAAAUUUCUUCGUGGAAAACGCACGCAAAACAGCAUGGGUGAAGAGUUUGGCAAAUCCGGCCUGUACAUUGACGAUCUGUACACGCUGCGCGUGAUCGAUCCGGAGGUAGCGAACGAAACGAACGAGCUGAAGGAUGAGUGUGAACGGUUCACCGAGAAGCUGACCGAUUUUCGCCGGAUCAUCGAUCAGUUUGCCAACAUUGUCGAGGUGUUUGCGGCGGAAGUCGACCAGGAGAAGAUGCGUGCGGUGGGCGUGCAGAACAUGCUGAAAACGUUCUCCAAGCAGCGUGAAUCGGAACAGCAGCAGAUACAGAGCGAAAUAAUCGAGAAAAUGGUCGAGCUGGACAAGCUGAAGAUCGAGUACCAGUAUCUGCAGCGGAUCGAGUCGGAGCAGCAGGAAAUGAUCGACAAUUUCUACCAGAACCAAUGAAAAACGUGAUUUGCAGUGUUUAAAUUUAAUUGAAUGUUUUUUUUAAAUUAUUUAUUAUUAUUUUUAC